Lactuca saligna is the source of this 2017-nucleotide messenger RNA. Lineage: Eukaryota; Viridiplantae; Streptophyta; Magnoliopsida; Asterales; Asteraceae. The record is from the annotation of a GenBank genome assembly.
UUUAUAAUAAUGCGGUUUUUUUAUUAUAUUUUUUUAACCCCACCUCAUUUUUUUUUAAAUUAUAAUAAAAAUACGAUUAAUCAUACAAGCUGACUGGUUGCAUUAGUUUUAAAGAGAAGGGGAUAAAACUGAAAUUUUAGAAAUUUCGCCGGCGAGGAGGCGGCGUUUAUAUAGAUCCUGCUUCAGAACUCAUUGCGACGGUGACAAUGCCGCCAAUGGAAAGGUCAGAAAUCGGAACCCUAGAAAAAAUUCCGAUUUGGCCAACGAACGCCUCAACGGUUAACCGCCGAAGAAGGCCGCUCAGGAGCCGGACUGUCGAUACACUUCUUCAUAUCCUGUCCGUUUGCUAUGCCGAUUCUUCUCAUAUCACUCAAAAUUCAGAUAAGGAUGACACUCAUGUAGGAUCAAUCAUAAUAGAUGAUCUUCCCUCCACUUGCACCAAUAUCAAAUCUACUGAUUCAGAACAUCAAGAAGAAACAAAUGUAGAUGAAACCAGAGUGAUUUUAGGUACCCAAGAAGAAAGUUUAUGUAAUACUAAUUUACACGUGGAACCCAUUGAACAAGAUCAUAACAUAUCAGAAGAAAGUUUGGAUCUUUCUUCUCCUCAUUUAGACACAAAUAAAGAUGUUGAAGAAGGAGAAAUUUCAGGAGAGUUUACAAAUUUGGUCCCUGAAGAUGAUGAUGUGGAAUCUAUGGACAAAACAGGGUCAGAAGAACAUGAAGAUUUCACUGUGUCUGCAAAUAACUUAAUAAACAAUGCAACCAAGAAUCAAGAUUUUGGAUUCCCAAUUAAGGACAAUGGUGCCCAAAAUAAUAAAAAGAGACAGAGAUCUUGCAAUGAUGAAAAAAGAACAAACAAAAAGGCAAAAAAGUCUGUUGACCAGUCAACAUGUCCGGAAGGUUUAACAAAAACUGGUGAAAACCCUGAGGAUGCUUCUUCAAACAAGGAUGCUGAUACUAAGAAGAAAGAGAAACGGGUUUUAACUGCAGAAAGAAAAGCAAAGAAAAAGCGAAAAGAAAAAAUCAAACGUGCAGAAAAGAACAGGAAGCUUGGUGUCAAAAGGCUGAAACUUCAACCAAUGAUAAAACAGAAGAAAAUUAUAUAUUGUCGUCAUUACAUAAAUGGAAGAUGCCAUGAGGGUGAGAAUUGUAAAUUCUCUCACGAUACAACCCCCUUAACAAAAUCCAAGCCAUGUUGUCAUUUUGCACGCCAUUCUUGUAUGAAAGGUGAUGAGUGUCCAUUUGAUCAUCAACUUUCAAAGUAUCCCUGCAAUAACUAUCUUUCAAAAGGCUUUUGCCCACGUGGUUCAGACUGUAUGUUCUCUCAUGAGGCACAACCAAGUGAAGCCUCCUUAAACCCCUUAAACGAGUCAACUUCUGUUCAAGUUCAACCACCAAAAGGUGUAACUUUUAUUUCACGUGAAAAAAUCGACACAAAACCAAAAUCGUCUCCUCAACCACCGAAAGGUAUAAGUUUUUUAUCGCAAGAAAAGUUACCGGUAGAAGCCCAAUCGUCUCCUAAGAUUGGGAAGUCUCCGUUGAGCAAGGCGGAGGGUAUAAUCGUAAAUGUGGAUGAUGGGGUUAAGGUUGUCAAACAAAUUGACAACAAUGAGAAGAUAAGGACAAAUUCAGAGUCUAAACCAAUGCAUGUGCUGCCAUUUUUGUCGAGUGCUUCGCGGAGAACACUCGAGUCAACUUUAGCUUUUGCGGCUAAGUUUGACUCCGAGUGGCUGUUGAGUGAUUUUGGUUCAUAUAUACAACAAAUGAAAAGGUAUCCGAAAGGCGAAAUGUAGUUUUAAUUUAUAUCUUCAGAUAUUUGUAUCUUUGGUCCAAGCUUCACGUAGCUUGAGGGAGCAUAUUGAACUAAAUGUAAAUCUUAGUGGUUGUAAUUUAGUUAUGUCUCAUAGGCCAGGGGUCCUUAUGUAACUUUAUGUCCAUAUAGCCUUAUCAUUGAUGAAUUAUUGUGAUAUUAACCUCCAAUUGAAGAUUAAUGUUAUUAAAAUAACCAUAUUGAGAG